CAUCACCCUGUGCUUCCGUAUUUAUGGUCGACUGCAGCGCAAGCGGGCACAUUGCAGCUUGUACUUCUGUUUUCGGCUCGUUCGCUGGUUAAUCUGAUUAGACGUAAAUCGACUGGCAUUUUUCUACUCCUUUUAUUCGACUCAGUAUGUCACAGUGGUACCAACUACAACAGCUAGACUCCAAAUUCCUGGAGCAAGUUGACCAGCUGUAUGAUGACAACUUUCCAAUGGAGAUCAGGCAAUAUCUUGCCCAGUGGCUAGAGGCAAAAGAUUGGGAGCAUGCUGCCACCAAUGACUCACUGGCCACAGUGCUGUUCCAUGAGCUGUUGACGCAGUUGGAUGACCAAUACAGCAGAUUUGCCUUGGAGAAUAAUUUUCUGCUUCAGCACAACAUUAGAAAAGUAAAACGUAAUCUUCAGGUCUUCUUCCAAGAAGAACCCAUUCUUAUGGCACUUACCAUAUUAAACAGUCUGAAUGAAGAAAAGAAAAUCCUAGAAAAUGCUCUAAAAGAUGAAAAGAAUCAUGUUGGUCCUCUCCAAAAUGGCGUAAUUCUGGACAAGCAGAAGCAGCUAGAUCUAAAAGUGAAGGCUGUAAAAAGCAGUGUUCAGGAGAUUGAACAAGAAAUAAAAUCUCUUGAGGACCUUCAGGAUGAAUUUGACUUCCGAUCAAAAACAUUGCACAGUCGAGAGCAUGAAGUGAAUGGCUUGGCUCAAAAUGAGAUUAAACAAGAAAAGCUCCAUCUUCAUAAUAUGAUGCUGAAGCUGGAUAUGAAACGAAAGGAAGUAAUCAAUGAAACUGCCUGCUUGUUGAAUGAAGUGGAACAAAUUGAAGGUCUUCUGAUCAAUGAGGAGUUGGUGGAAUGGAAACGGAGACAGCAAAUUGCAUGCAUUGGAGGACCUCCAAAUACCUGUCUUGACCAGCUACAGCACUGGUUUACAUUGCUGGCUGAAAGUUUGCAGCAAGUUCGGCAACAAUUAAAGAAACUGGAAGAAUUGGAGCAGAAAUAUUCAUACGAAGAUGAUCCUAUUACUCAAAAAAAGCAGUUCUUGGAGGAAAGAUACAAUACUUUGUUCAUCACUCUUAUUAAAAGCUCUUUUGUAGUGGAGAGACAACCUUGCAUGCCAACCCACCCACAGAGACCCAUGGUUUUAAAAACUGGUGUACAAUUCACUGUUAAGUUAAGGCUGUUGGUAAGACUGCCAGAGUUAAACUAUCAGCUGCGUGUAAAGGCAUCAUUUGACAAGGAUGUCACUGAAAAGAUUGCUGUAAAAGGUUUUAGGAAAUUCAACAUACUGGGAACCAACACAAAAGUGAUGAACAUGGAAGAGUCGACAAAUGGAAGCUUGGCUGCAGAAUUCCGGCAUUUGCAACUAAAGGAACAGAAAAACACAGGCAGCAGAACAACAGAAGGACCUUUUAUUGUAACUGAGGAACUUCACUCAAUCAGCUUUGAGACACAGUUCUGUCACCAGAAUGUGCCAAUUGAUCUAGAGACAACAUCGUUGCCUUUGGUGGUGAUAUCCAAUGUGAGCCAACUUCCCAAUGGCUGGGCCUCUAUCUUAUGGUAUAACAUGCUUGUCAGUGAGUCUAAGACCUUGGGUUUUUUCUCCAACCCCCCAGCUGCCACGUGGAAUCAGCUCUCUGAGGUACUAAGUUGGCAGUUCUCUUCUGUCACUAAAAGGGGGCUUAACGUUGAUCAGCUCAACAUGCUUGGAGAGAAGUUGCUAGGUUCAAUUAAUUGUUUCAAUGAGAAUUCAAUUCCAUGGUCAAGAUUCUGCAAGGAGAAUAUCAAUGAAAAGCCUUUCUCAUUUUGGCUCUGGAUUGAAGGCAUUUUGGAAUUGAUUAAAAAGCAUCUUCUGCCUCUUUGGAAUGAUGGAUGCAUCAUGGGGUUUGUGAGUAAGGAAACUGAACGGGCUUUGUUAAAGGAUAUGUCGCCAGGUACAUUUUUACUGAGGUUCAGUGAGAGCAGCAGAGAAGGUGCCAUCACUUUUACCUGGGUGGAAACAUCACCAAACGCUGAGCCUCAGUUUCACUCUGUCGAGCCAUACACCAAGCAUCAACUGUCAGCUGUUACCUUCCCCGAUAUCAUUCGCAAUUACAAAGUAAUGGCAGCUGAGAACAUUCCUGAAAACCCAUUGAAGUAUUUGUAUCCUGAGAUCCCCAAAGACCAAGCAUUUGGAAAGUAUUACUCCAGGCCAAAAGAUCCUUCAGAGCCUAUGGAUGUGGAUGAUGCCAAGACAAGUGGUUAUAUAAAGACUGAACUGAUCUCUGUCUCCGAAGUUCAUCCUUCCAGACUGCAGACAACAGAAAACCUUCUACCUAUGUCCGUGGAGGAUUUUGGUGAAUUGACACGACACUUAAGUUCUUCAGAUAUUGAUUCAGUGUUGUGUACAGCCUACCCAAGUUAGCCAAGAGAACACUUCGCACCAAUGGAUCUAUGAUUAUGGCAUGAUUUGGUGCUUGCUACACAAGCACAAAUUUCUUACUGCGAUGUAAAGUGGCAUUUUUCAGCAAAAAAGGAAAGCUACUGUCGAACCUGUUUGUAAUGUUUUAGUUACAUUCCUAGAAAAUUAUAUUUCUGUUUGAGCUGUAUAUGAACAGUAAAUUUGUAAUGCUAAAUGAAAUGUAUGAAUUUCUUCCAUGAUGUUAAUAUAAGCUUUCAUUUUAAAGAUGUCUCAUGUUCAUUGACUGAACUCUGUUCUCUUACCUUGUCUUUCUGCUCUGUCUCCACACUACUUUGUUUCAUCUCACAAGAUCACCUCCCUUGUUCAAGUAAUGGGUGUAUGUUAGUCCAAACCUCCGACAAGAUGCAUGCUUAAGGUUUUUUUUUGUGUGGAAUUCAAUGCCAGGCACUUCGCUUAAUAAGCUAGUUUUUUGAAACUUACUUUCUAAUAGUGGAACUCUGCUUAACUGAGAUUCAAAUGUAAUCAGAGCCAAAACUGCUGCUGUGAAUCCCACAGACACAGCUUCUACUCUCUAGCUCCCAUCAUAUUUGAGACACAUUUGUACGUGAAACUCAUUUCAUUUGCUGACUAAAUGCCUGUGGGCUGCUGUACUUCAAAUUUCUCAGUGUAAUUUGGAUGUCCCUCCCCACACAGAAGCAGAAAGGUACAAGUCCUUAAGCCAUAAAGAAUAGGAGUAGCAGAGCAAGGUCUGUUCCAGUUUUCUUCUCAUCCUGUGUUUUGCUGCCAAGUAGCAAUGAUGUCAAAGAGGAUUCUCCUGCUGCUUAGCCAUGCUGUGUCAUAUUUUGGACUAACAUCAGGGUCUGAGGUGAUUUGAAUGAAGCAAUGCAAAAUGUCAAGAUCAACUCUCAUCAUUGCUGUUUUCCCUGAUAAACUGCAGAUGCUUGCAGACUUAACUGAAAUAAAGUACUUAAAGUGUUCUACAAAUGAGGCAGCAGUUGUAGGCUACAGGGAUUCUUAACAUUGAUUCCAGGGAUUUGUAGUUUGGAAUGUGGUAAAAUGCAUAGGAUUCAGGAGUGGAUUCACCAACGGGAUAGUGACAGGUCAUUUCCUUGCGCUAAAAGAGGGUCCAUGUAAGGCAGUGGUUCCCAACCUGGGAUCCGCAGACCCCUUGGUUAAUAGUAAAGUUCCAUAGCAUUUAAAAAGGUGGUAAAUCCCUGAUCAGGGCAAGUCCAGAUCAGGUUAACGGAAAUGUGUUUCAUUACAGGGAUGUAAGGGAAAGCUGUGGAUGGUCAGUCGUUAAAUUUAUUCAAGAGGGAGAAUAACUGAUUUCAUUACCCUCAAAGGAAUUAAAGGAUAUGGGGAUCAGAAUAAAAAUCAGAUUUCAGUAAGGCAUGAUCCGAUAGAGAGCAGUUGAGAAAAACUAGGGGCCUUUGUGCCUCUCUCUCGAAGCCUCAACAACUUCCAAAAACUGAUUCCUGCAAAUCUGAAUAUGCACUCAUUUACUUUCCAGCUAUGUCUUCAGCCAUAGCACUGAAGAAAUUAAUUUCCUCCCCAAUCCUCUCUUGCAGUCACUUCUUGACAAAGCAUAGAACCAGUUGUUUGGUUCCCUUUCACCACAUAAACUAACAAAAUACAGUGAGACAAUGUGCUUUGUAAAUUGCUGAUUUCCAGAUUUCUCUCCAUUGUAAAUAUUGUGUUUUGAAGUAGUGCAAGCAUACUCUUACUUGAAGACGAUUACUAUUGUAAACUGAUGACAUGAAUUAACUGCCUUAUGUUUCCAAGGUGAUGUAAUAGGUCAUACUUUCCGAAGGCCUGAGGCUCUGGCAGAACUUCCAGGAUCAUGGGAUUUCUCAAAGUAUGAUCGGACAAAUAACUAGCAGUAAUAAGUGGACUCAAAAUGCAAGUUGUUUUUGAUGAAUCACCCACAUAAUUGAUGGACUUCCUUGUGCCUUCAAUAGGUGAGAGCAGCUGAAAAAUGUCAUCAUCACCUGUUUGAUUAUGAGACAGUGCUUCAUAAAAAAAUUUCAACUGCUUGGCAGUCAUAUAUUCAAUAAACCAGUUAAUAAAGCAUACUUAAUAUUA
Messenger RNA from Hypanus sabinus (Atlantic stingray), 4487 nucleotides. It is a transcript of the gene stat1a, whose product is annotated as signal transducer and activator of transcription 1a. Bases 147 to 2408 code for a protein of 753 amino acids. The record is from RefSeq and is a predicted model, not a curated record. Gene Ontology annotation, biological process: defense response; cell surface receptor signaling pathway via JAK-STAT; response to peptide hormone. The transcript has 24 exons. Lineage: Eukaryota; Metazoa; Chordata; Chondrichthyes; Myliobatiformes; Dasyatidae. Gene Ontology annotation, molecular function: RNA polymerase II cis-regulatory region sequence-specific DNA binding; DNA-binding transcription factor activity, RNA polymerase II-specific.